ACUACACGUAGAAACCUCAGGAGCAGUAUCUGACACUGGAAGAGAGGAACAAAUGAAAGUGGAGAGUUAAAAGUGUGCACGCAACAGGCGGUGAUUCUGCAACUUUGUGUAAGAAAACAACUUGAAGAUCUACAACUGCGCGUAGAUCUCCAGCAACAAGGGGCCGCCUGUAUUAUCUCCUGCUGCUGUUGUUUGUGUGACAGAGCUUUUCUCAGCUCGGGGGUAAAGAAGCAGCACGGGGCAGAAAGAGACGGUUGGUGGUCGACGGUUGGUUCUGCAGGAAUGUCGCAGAAAGAAAGAUCCGGAUUUUACCUGCAGGAGGUCAAUAAAACGAUAUGGGAAGUCCCGCGUCGGUACCAGGACCUGUCUCCGGUGGGCUCAGGCGCCUAUGGAUCGGUUUGUUCUGCAUAUGAUGAGAAACUGGGUUUGAAGGUCGCUGUGAAGAAGCUUUCCCGACCUUUCCAGUCCAUCAUCCACGCCAAAAGAACCUACAGGGAGCUGCGGCUGCUGAAACACAUGAAGCAUGAAAAUGUCAUUGGGCUCUUGGAUGUUUUCAGUCCUGCUACAAGUCUAAAAGAAUUCAAAGAUGUGUAUCUCGUGACUCACCUAAUGGGAGCAGAUCUGAACAACAUUGUCAAAUGUCAGAAACUCUCAGACGACCAUGUGCAGUUCCUCAUAUACCAGAUCCUCCGAGGACUGAAGUAUAUCCACUCAGCGGGCAUCAUCCAUAGAGAUUUGAAACCUGGCAACCUUGCCGUAAACGAAGACUGUGAGCUAAAGAUAUUGGACUUUGGCUUGGCGCGGCACACUGACGAUGAGAUGACCGGCUACGUUGCCACGCGCUGGUAUCGUGCUCCAGAGAUCAUGUUGAACUGGAUGCACUACAACAUGACAGUGGAUAUUUGGUCGGUGGGAUGCAUUAUGGCAGAACUUCUAACUGGGAAAACUCUGUUUCCUGGCUCAGACCAUAUAAACCAGCUUCAGCAGAUAAUGCGUCUGACAGGAACACCCCCAGCAGCGCUAAUCAACCGGAUGCCCAGCCAUGAGGCCAGGAAUUAUGUCAGCUCUUUGCCUCCUAUGCCCAAGAGGAACUUUGCUCAUGUUUUUAUUGGUGCUAACCCACAAGCGGUGGACCUUCUGGAGAAGAUGCUGGUUCUGGACGCAGACAAGAGGAUAACAGCCACUGAAGCUCUGGAGCACCCUUACUUCUCCCAGUACCACGACCCAGAAGACGAGCCCGAGGCCGAGCCUUACGACCAGAGCUUUGAAAGUAGAGAACUGGAAAUCGAUGAGUGGAAGCGAUUGACCUAUGAGGAGGUGUGUAGUUUUGUGCCACCUGAUUACAUGGAGGAUUGAGAUGAGCUGCAGCUACAACAUGUGCAUUAAUGUUAAAGCCUUCAGGCACACAAUACCAGCUAUUUCUGAGUCUUUAUUUCAGAAAUCUUAAGAGAUUUUUAAGGAGAUUACUACUUUUAUAUGAAAAUGCAAAAACUGGACCAGCAAUAAUCAUUAUGUACCACUGAUAUUGUUUGUUUUGGGGUUUUUUUUUGUUGUUGUUGAGGAAUUUCACUUUUGCCAAUAUUUAAAAAAAUGUAUGUAUUUAAAUUUUUAGCUUUUAAUUGUUUUUAAUUUAAACUUCAACUCGACUGUGACUUCUGAGGCGAUGAGACAACGGACCUACAGCUCUGCUGAUUUGUUGAGUAACUUAUAAAUAAGCUGUUUUCUAUUAAUUAUAAAGAAAGCAUGCUCAUCUACAAUCCAGCUGGUCAAUCUGUGGUACAAUUUUUGAUUUACCACAAUUACUCUGAUGCCUAAAAAGAGAAAUCUUUGAACAUUUCGGUGAAUUUCAAAACACCAGCCUAUUUUUUAUUUUUUUAAUGCUUCUUCAACCCUCCCAGCUGAAUUUAAAGACUUUAACAUGUGAUUUCUUUAGAUACUGUGAGAUCUUUCACAAGUAUAUCUGAGCCUUUUCUGGUUAAAUCUAGGUAACAUGCCCAAAAUAUGUAAAUAUGUGUCAGUCUUUAUGUUUUAUGUGGUUCUAAAGCAUCCGAAGUUAGCAUGUACAUGAAGGCAUUGUGUGGUGUUGACUUUGGGUUACGAUUUUUAGUAUUAUGCUUUAACCUGUAACUGCUAAACAGUGUAAAACGGGGAGUUGUAUUUAUUCUAUGUGGAGUAGGUAUUUAAGAGCAACAAUCGGUCUGCAGUUUACUUGAUAUCUCCAGUCCUUUAAGAAAAUAAAUACUUAUUUUUUAAGAGA
Poecilia latipinna (sailfin molly) is the source of this 2257-nucleotide messenger RNA. It is a transcript of the gene mapk14a, whose product is annotated as mitogen-activated protein kinase 14a. Gene Ontology annotation, biological process: protein phosphorylation. The record is from RefSeq and is a predicted model, not a curated record. The transcript has 12 exons. Gene Ontology annotation, molecular function: MAP kinase activity; ATP binding. The coding region runs from base 283 to 1356 and encodes 357 amino acids. Lineage: Eukaryota; Metazoa; Chordata; Actinopteri; Cyprinodontiformes; Poeciliidae.